AAGCAGGUCCCAGCCACCUCUCAAGGUCCCUCGCUCAGGUCUGAAGUUUCAGCCCCCAGCCCCAGGCGCCAUGGGGGAGUGGGCGUUCCUGGGCUCGCUGCUGGACGCUGUGCAGCUACAGUCGCCGCUCGUGGGCCGCCUCUGGCUGGUGGUCAUGCUGAUCUUCCGCAUCCUGGUGCUGGCCACCGUGGGCGGCGCCGUGUUUGAGGACGAACAGGAGGAGUUCGUGUGCAACACGCUGCAGCCGGGCUGCCGCCAGACUUGCUACGACCGCGCCUUCCCGGUCUCACACUACCGCUUCUGGCUCUUCCACAUCCUGCUGCUCUCGGCGCCCCCUGUGCUGUUUGUCAUCUACUCCAUGCACCAGGCCAGCAAGGAGACCGGCGGCGCGGAGGCGGUGUGCGCCAGCGGGCGGCCCGAGGGCCCCUGCGCAUCCUGCGCCCUGCGCGCCCGCCGCGCUCGGCGCUGCUACCUGCUGAGCGUGGCGCUGCGCCUGGGGGCCGAGCUGGCCUUCCUGGGCGGCCAGGCGCUGCUCUACGGCUUCCGCGUGGCCCCGCAUUUCGCGUGCACCGGCCCGCCCUGCCCGCACACGGUUGACUGCUUCGUGAGCCGGCCCACGGAGAAGACCGUCUUCGUGGUCUUCUACUUCGCCGUGGGGCUGCUGUCGGCGCUGCUCAGCGUGGCCGAGCUUGGCCACCUGCUCUGGAAGAGCCGCCCGCGCGCGGGGGAACGCGACAAUCGCUGCAGCCGCGCGCACGAGGAAGCGCAGAAGCUGCUCCCGCCGCCGCCGCCGCCCUUGCCCUCCAGGCGCCCGGGGCCAGACCCCUACGCCCCGCCCGCCUAUGCGCAUCGGGCGCCCGCCGGCGACGGCGAGGGCGGCAACAGCCGCAGCAAGGCGUCACUGGCUACUGGCCGCCAGGAUCUGACCAUCUAGCGGCGGGCACUGCCUCGGGCGGACGGUGAGGUCCAAGGCGGCACCCCACCAGCAGCAAGAAGCGACUUCCGCAAGAGCUGUGGCUGAACUUGCCGCGCUGGAGACCGCAGUGGGGAUAGCCCGCAGGUCGCAGCUGCCUGAGCUCCCUCCCACGUGCCGGGCUGGCAGCAGCUGGGGCCUUGAUGAGCUGGAAGCGGAGAAGGAACUCAGGUCCUUGAUGUCACCAUCCAGGUGGAAAGGAUGGAGGCUGGGGCCUCAGAGAGUGGACAGGAAGUGGGCUGAGCAGAGUGGAAGGUGGAAGGCAGGCAGUAGGUCACCUGGUGGUUUUACUGUGAUACCAGCGUUCCCAGGUGCUCUCCUGGGAGAGAGGAGCGGCCUCCGUGUGGGCUCUCUGUGGGUGUGCACACACACGCAUAGGCACCGUGAGCUGUGUGUGCAUGUGCACGUGUAGACCCCUUGUGAGCUCUUCGUGUAUGUGCAUGUGUGACGUGCAUGGUGCAUGCUUACACACGGACGUGUAAGCCCUAGGUGAGCUGUGUGUGUGCACGGACACGUGUAUGUCCUGUGUGAAUUCUGUGAGUGCACUGCAUUGUACACGUGCACGUGUCCCUGCUGCACCGAUUCCCUAUGUGUGCACGUGUCACCUCUGUGUGCCCACCUGUACACAUGCACAUCCUGUGAGUUCUCUGUACGUGCAAGGGGCAUCCGGUGUGAGCCCCGAGUGUGUGUGUUCUCUGACAUGCACUGUAGGGGUGGCCAGGAUCCAAUGCCAGCACCAGCCACAAUGGCUCCCUCCCUACUGCCUAAAGCCAGCCCACCUGCAAGGGUUCAGGAAGUCUCCUUUCUUGAGAGCCCACCCAGGAAGGGAGGGGGAGGGGCGCACCCACUCCCAGGGCAGGCCUCAGUCCCUAGGGCUGUGAGUACAUCCACAUUGUCCACCUUUUGGCCCUGCAGGGAGGCUGGGGGUGGGUGUGGGGCCAGAGGGCAGCACAGACAGGUGGACAGGCGUCGUCCCUUCCUCUCACAUCUUCACCCUUCAUGCCACGCUGCUGCUUCCCCAGUCUACACACUAGUCAAGUUCCUUCCAUCCUCAGGAGAAACCUUACCCCAAAACAAAUUAUUUGCCACCAGCCAGCCCCUUAUUCCCCCCAGUCAUUCAAAGAGCUGUCUAUAGGGCUGCCUGCACCUCCUCCCGCCUCAUCCCUGCCCAUCUGUUCUCCUUCUUCACCACCCCAGUGGACUGCUCUCCAUAAGACCACC
Molecule: messenger RNA, 2194 nt
Organism: Nycticebus coucang (slow loris)
Lineage: Eukaryota; Metazoa; Chordata; Mammalia; Primates; Lorisidae
Gene: GJD3
Product: gap junction protein delta 3
Exons: 2
Coding region: 71-934 (287 amino acids)
Biological process (GO): cell communication
Cellular component (GO): connexin complex
Source: RefSeq, a predicted model, not a curated record